AUGAAGAAGGGCAGUGUUGGCGAGCAGGACCUGGCCUGCGCGCUCUCUGAGAGCCAGGGCCAGACACCCUCGGAACUCGCCGACGAGCGGCGAGUGCGCUACGGCGUCACCGACGUGCCGCCCUGGUGGAUGUGCAUCCUGCUGGGCUUCCAGACCUACCUCACCAUGCUGGGCGCCACGGUGCUCAUCCCCAUCCUGCUGGUCCCCGCCAUGGGCGGCGACACAGAAGACCUGGCCAAGACCAUCUGUACCUGCUUCUUCGCCUCGGGCAUCAACACCCUGCUGCAGACGCUGCUGGGGGCGCGCCUGCCCAUCGGCGGUUCCUUUGCCUACAUCUCGCCAGUCUUCGCCCUGGCUGCCUCCAUCCAGGGCAGCAUGACCUUUGACAGCGACCACGACCGCUUCAUCUACACGAUGCGCGAGCUGCAGGGCGGCAUCAUCGGCUCUGCGCUCAUCGCCCUCGGCCUGGCCCUCUUCGGGAUCUUCCUCUGGAUGCUCCAGCACCUGUCCCCCAUCACUAUUGGCGUCAACAUUUCCAUCCUGGGACUGUCGCUCUACUCCGCUGGGUGGCCACUGGGCCUGCCCGUCAUGUGCCUCAUCAUCUUCUUCGCCUUCCACCUGAGGCGGGUGAAGAUAUUCGGGCUGGCGGUGUUUGGCCUGUUCCCCGUCAUCCUGGGCCUGGGCCUCACCUGGCUGUACGCCUACAUCGCCACGGUGGCUGGCGCCUAUGACAACGCAUCGCCGGAGACCCAGCAAGCCUGCACGACCUGGCAGUCCAACUCAGACUACAUCCUCAGCGUGGCGCCCUGGUUCCGCGUGCCCUACCCAGGCCAGUGGGGCUCCCCCAUCUUCACCGCAACCAGCGUGCUGACCAUGAUUGCCGCCGUCAUCCCCGCCGCCCUCGAGUCCAUCGGCGACUACUACGCGGCCGCCCGCCUGGGCGGCGCCCCGCAGCCCCCCAGGGACGUGAUCAGCCGGGCGCUGAUGGUGGAGUCGCUAUGCUGCACCAUCUCCGGCCUGUUUGGCACCACCUCGGGCUCCACCGCGUAUGCCGAGAAUGUGGGCUCCAUCGCCAUCACCGGGGUCGCCUCCCGGCGGGUCACCCAGACCGGCGCGGUCGUCAUGAUCAUCCUGGGCACCAUCGGCAAGUUUGGGGCCCUGUUUGCGUCGAUUCCGCAGGCGAUGGUGGCCGGCAUGUUCACAGUCAUGUUCAGCCUGAUUGCGGGCGUCGGCUUCUCCAACCUGGAGGGCGUGGACCUUCACUCGGAGCGCAACAUCUUCAUCCUGGGCUUCGGCCUCUACUCAGGCGCGCCCCGCCUGCUCUCUGCCGCCGCGCUGCCGCCGCCGGCGCAACGCGACACCUUCAACAGCAUCCUCAACUCCCUCUUCUCCACCCCGGCCGCCGUGGCCCUCAUGGCUUGCCUGCUGCUGGACCUGACCAUCCCCAAGGGCCGCCGCGAGCGCACCCAGGAGGCGUGGCAGCGCCAGGGCCCGGCCGGCGACUGGUGGGAGGAUGAGACCAAGGAGCGGAUCUACGGCUGGCCCUUCCACCUGACGCCCAAGUGGCGGCGCUUCAUCGACCCGUACAAGAACCGGGCGUAUGGCGCCCUGGUCAAGUGCUGCGAGACGCUGACGUGCAGCGGGGCCCGCAAGCGCCUGGUGCUGAAGAUGAAGCCCGGGGGCGCCGCCUCGCCGGCCGACACCGCCCUGCCCCUUGCACAGCUGUCGCCCUCGGGCGUAUAG
Molecule: messenger RNA, 1743 nt
Organism: Chlorella variabilis
Lineage: Eukaryota; Viridiplantae; Chlorophyta; Trebouxiophyceae; Chlorellales; Chlorellaceae
Exons: 15
Coding region: 1-1743 (580 amino acids)
Biological process (GO): transmembrane transport
Cellular component (GO): membrane
Molecular function (GO): transmembrane transporter activity
Source: RefSeq, a predicted model, not a curated record